AUGGAGGAAAAAAAGGCUGAAACUUUUCCCAAUACCAUUUCGUCGGCGUUAUUUGUUAUCGCGGUUUCCUUAUCAUCAUCACGUGUUUGCUCCGAUCAUGUGGCCACCAUCAAGAUUCUAUACUCUUCGAGUGAGUUUUCGGACGUCGCGAUUAUCAUCACCAAGGAUAUCCUGCAUCAAAGGAAACCUCACACCAGAAAAUUAAGAACAGGUCGAACCAGAAAGAGGGAUGUGGCAGGAAGAAAAUAUUUCCAGGAUGGAUGUUUUCCCAGAACAUCAAAAAAAACUCCGAUGCAGAAAGUGAGAGAUGAGCAACUUUGAAAUAUUCAACAUGUGCAUUUUUACUAAUUCAACUCUUAUUCUUACUCA
Molecule: messenger RNA, 369 nt
Organism: Planococcus citri (citrus mealybug)
Lineage: Eukaryota; Metazoa; Arthropoda; Insecta; Hemiptera; Pseudococcidae
Exons: 5
Coding region: 1-321 (106 amino acids)
Source: RefSeq, a predicted model, not a curated record